Molecule: messenger RNA, 1671 nt
Organism: Musa acuminata AAA Group (dessert banana)
Lineage: Eukaryota; Viridiplantae; Streptophyta; Magnoliopsida; Zingiberales; Musaceae
Product: probable transcription factor GLK1
Exons: 6
Coding region: 182-1456 (424 amino acids)
Biological process (GO): positive regulation of DNA-templated transcription
Cellular component (GO): nucleus
Molecular function (GO): DNA-binding transcription factor activity; transcription cis-regulatory region binding
Source: RefSeq, a predicted model, not a curated record
UCCACUCUUAUUAUUGAGACUCCCCACAAAGCCUCUGCUCUCUUCGUUCCUUCUCCACCCCUCUCUCUGCGGAGUCUCCGGCCAAGCUCGUUACUUCCGGUUCAUGGUGCGCAAACACCUGCCUGAGUAGCCUACGUAGCUCGCGCGUUCAUUUCCGUGCGCACGUAUCGAAUCUAUUGACAUGCUUGUGGUCGAAGCCUUGAGAGGUUCCAAUGGUGAAGAACGAGAUGGGUCGUCGGACAAUUUCUCUAUUAACGGUGACUUCACCGGCGAAACUCUGCUCGAGGACAUCAACUUCAGCGACCUCUUCGCGGGAAUCGAUGACGGAGACAUGCUGCCGGGCCUUGAGCUGGACCCAGCGGAGACUUUUGCGGAGUUCUCGGUGGGAUGGGAGGAGGACUCGGGCUCACCGGCGGUGGCGGAGGCGACGGACGGGAUGCUUGGCGGAGUGACGCAGGAUACGGUGGUCUUGGACGGUGAGAAAUAUUUGAGUCAUGGCGAGGAAGUCACGAGUGAGACGACAGCAGAAGAUGCAGCGGCGAUGCCGUCUGAAGCGAGGUCAUCGACACCGGAUAAAGGUCAGGAGUCGUCAGUUGCGGCGGCGGCUGCGGCGAAGGGCUCACAGGGAAAGCGCAAAGCAAAAGUGGACUGGACGCCGGAUCUACACCGGAGAUUCGUGCAGGCGGUGGAGCAGCUGGGGAUCGACAAGGCGGUGCCGUCGAGGAUUCUGGAGCUGAUGGGGAUCGACUGCCUCACUCGUCACAAUGUUGCUAGCCAUCUGCAGAAGUAUCGUUCGCAUCGGAAGCAUGUGCUUGCGAGGGAGGCGGAGGCGGCGAGCUGGAGCCAGAGACGACAGAUGUACGCGACGGGCAUGGGGGUGAAGAGGGUCGACGUGAACCCGUGGCUCGCCUCCACCAUCGGCUUCCUUCCUCCUCCACCACCACCGCCACCACCACCAGUGCAGCCUUUUAGACCACUCCACGUAUGGGGGCACCCCACGCCGGAAGCACCGGUGCUCCACAUGUGGCCACGGCAUCUCUCGGCACGGUCUCCCACGCAACCGUGGGCUCCUCCUCAGCCACCUCUCCCACCACCACCUGAUCCUUCUUAUUGGCACCACCUCUACCAAAGCGGAAGCGGAGAAGGAUGGGUUCCGCAUACCAUGGCCAAAGGAGCUCCUUGCUUCCCCCAGCCAUUGCCGAUGGUGAGAUUCGAGGCUCCACCAGUCCCGGGCGUCGUUCCACGUCCGAUGUACAGAGCAGUUGCUCCUGCCAUGACCAAGCACCCGAGCUCGCAGCUUCAGCUUGAUGCUUCCCCUUCAAAAGAAAGCAUAGAUGCAGCUAUUGGAGAUGUUCUAGGGAAACCAUGGUUGCCAUUGCCUCUUGGAUUGAAGCCCCCUUCACUGGACGGUGUGUUGGUGGAACUGCAGAGGCAGGGAGUGUCGAAAGUGCCAUAGCGUGGAGUUCUUGAUCGAAUGCACCUGCAAACAAAAAUUUGCCGACACAUCAAUUUGUAGUUUCUAUUCUUGUGAAUAAAUCUUUUCUUUUCUUUUCUUUUCCUUCUCGAGUUGUCAUGAGCAAUGUUUCAAAGAUCUCUUAGUUUACGGCACAUUUUCUCUUUUUGCAUAACAUGUAUUAAGUAUACUAUAAUGAAAGGAUUGUUUUGGGGUGA